UAUUUAUGAAUGAUAGUGCAUCCAUGGAUUUUAUGAAUAAUACAAAAGUUAUGUUUUAUUCGCAAAUAAUGGAAGAAAUUAAAACAGCGAAAUCAAUGUUUCAUUUUAAUGAGCGCGCUUCGUUAAUACAAUAUAAUUAUGAGAUUGGUAUUAAAGUGAUGGCGGACGAUAAUAAAUUACAAGAGCUAGCGAGUUGGAAUGUUGAAAGUGGUGUUGUGUUAGAACCAGAUGCGAAAAUUAUUGAAACUAAAGCGUAUUAUCGUAUUGGAACAGCUAUGGCUAUUCCAUGGUCAUUUCCAGUGGUAGACCCUGAUACAGGACAAGUUGUCUUAAACGAAGAUGGUACAGAAAAAUGGACUGGUUAUUGUAUUGAUUUAAUUGAUAUUAUUGCAAAAGAAAUGAAUUUUGAUUAUGAAAUUGUCAUACCAAAAAAGGGUGAUUUUGGUAAAAAGAUAGGGCCUGAUAAAUGGGAUGGUUUAGUGGGUGACUUAAAAACAGGGGUAACCGAUAUGGCAGUUGCAGCUUUAACAAUGACCGCUGAAAGAGAAGAAGUUAUAGAUUAUGUUGCCCCGUAUUUCGAACAAACAGGAAUAUUAAUUGUAAUGAGAAAACCAGUUCGGCAAACAUCGAUGUUUAAAUUUAUGACUGUAUUAAAAAUGGAAGUAUGGCUCAGUAUUUUGGGGGCACUGGUUGUAACAGCUAUUUUAUUGUGGAUUUUAGAUACAUAUUCUCCGUACAGUGCCAGAAAUAAUAAGAAAGCUUAUCCAUAUCCAUGCAGGGAAUUUACACUAAAAGAAAGUUUUUGGUUUGCUUUAACAUCAUUUACACCACAAGGUGGUGGUGAAGCUCCGAAAGCAAUAUCUGGACGUACUUUGGUCGCCGCAUAUUGGUUAUUUGUCGUUCUUAUGUUAGCAACAUUUACAGCUAAUUUAGCUGCGUUUUUAACAGUUGAAAGAAUGCAGACACCGGUACAAUCUUUGGAACAACUUGCUAGACAAUCGCGUAUUAAUUAUACAGUAGUUGAAGACUCAACGACUCAUGAAUAUUUUAUUAAUAUGAAAAAAGCUGAAGAUACAUUGUACAGACUAUGGAAAGAAUUAACAUUGAACGCAACAAGCGAUCAGUCUCAAUAUCGUGUGUGGGAUUAUCCGAUUAAAGAACAAUAUGGGCAUAUUCUCUCAGCAAUAGAAGAAACUGGAACAGUUUCAGAUGCAUCCGUCGGAUUUGCAAAGGUUCUUGAACGUAAUGAAGCUGAUUUUGCAUUUAUACACGAUUCUUCUCAAAUUAAAUACGAAGUAAGUCGUAAUUGUAAUUUAACCACAAUUGGUGACUUAUUCGGAGAAAAACCAUUUGCUAUAGCAGUACAACAAGGUAGCCAUUUGCAAGAAGAACUGAGCAAAGUGAUUUUAGAUUUACAAAAAAAUCGAAUUUUUGAACAUUUAACAAAUAAAUAUUGGAACUAUUCAGCACGUGGAGUUUGUUCUGAUUCAAGCGAUAGUGAAGGAAUAUCAUUAGAAAGUUUAGGUGGAGUGUUUAUAGCAACAUUAUUUGGAUUAGCUCUUGCAAUGAUAACAUUAGCAGGCGAAGUUAUUUAUUAUAAGCGUAAAGAACGAAAUGAAGUUCGUGCCAUGAUGGAAGAGAAUAUGAAACCAAAACCUCCAAAAUCACCUAAAUUAGUUACAAUAGGCAAAACAUUUAAACCAGUUGGUGAUAAAUUACCACGAGUUUCACAUAUAUCAGUAUUUCCAAGGAACACUUUUCAACCAUAAAAAUAAAUAUUUAUUGUGUAUUAAUUUGUACAUAUAAGCUUGCCAGAUUAAUUUUCUAAAAUAAUUUCCAUUAAGUAAAAUUUUUUGGUAUGGAUGUUCCAAUCUGCCAAAAAAAGAUAAUUGGUAAAUCGUAAAUUAUAAUUAGUCGAAAAUAAUAAGAGAAAACAUUCAGUUAGCC
This is a messenger RNA of Chrysoperla carnea, 1947 nucleotides long. RefSeq names its product ionotropic receptor 25a (gene Ir8a). NCBI's taxonomy places the organism in Eukaryota, Metazoa, Arthropoda, Insecta, Neuroptera, Chrysopidae. Gene Ontology annotation, molecular function: transmitter-gated monoatomic ion channel activity involved in regulation of postsynaptic membrane potential; glutamate-gated receptor activity. Gene Ontology annotation, cellular component: plasma membrane; postsynaptic membrane. The transcript is spliced from 10 exons. The record is from RefSeq and is a predicted model, not a curated record. Gene Ontology annotation, biological process: monoatomic ion transport; modulation of chemical synaptic transmission; synaptic transmission, glutamatergic. Bases 6 to 1769 code for a protein of 587 amino acids.